Messenger RNA from Megachile rotundata (alfalfa leafcutting bee), 2547 nucleotides. It is a transcript of the gene Ir76b, whose product is annotated as Ionotropic receptor 76b. The record is from RefSeq and is a predicted model, not a curated record. Lineage: Eukaryota; Metazoa; Arthropoda; Insecta; Hymenoptera; Megachilidae. Gene Ontology annotation, cellular component: membrane. Gene Ontology annotation, molecular function: ligand-gated monoatomic ion channel activity.
GUGAAAUAAACAGAUAUUCAUUUUCGUACAAGAACUCGAUCAACUCGAUAUCGAAAUAUUUGAUUUCGAUAAUAAUCUCGUAUGCGCAUAAACGCGAUUUGAAUUUAACACGCACGUUAUACGUUGUAAAUGGUAAAGAUAAUUUUAGUUAUUAUAUGGAAAUACUAUCAAUUUUUUAAUUUCAACUUUCUUUUGUAUUUUAGAACAGAACAAACUAGAACAACGCCAACAAAUAAAUUAUCGUAUAUUAGACAUGUACGAAACGAUGAAAGGAUAAGUGAAUCUUGUGAUUUUUCUGCAUUUUAUAUUAAAUAUGACUAAUAAUAUUAAUACUUUAUUUGUUUUCACUUAGGUGAUAAAAAGUAAGUAAUUGAAGACAAUGAUUUCUUUAGGUUGGAUCGAUAUAGCCGUGCUCGCGUGAACUAAAAGGAUGAUGUGAUAAAUUGUCAUAUACGCAGGUGUCAACCGGGUCACCAUUAGUUAGGCUGUGACCAGUUACGUUAAUAUUGAUCACCUAGGUAUCAAGUUUGUUGUGACAGUGAUCGUGUAACGUAGUUGAUAAUUUACGGACUCUAUUACAUCGCAAUUGAUCGAAGUCAAUAUAAUUUUGAUUUAAUUAAAGAAUGCAAUUUUCUUAUCUACUACUUUAUGCAACGAUCUUAUUUGCUUCACAAUGCGUAUGUAACGUUAAUGAUGAAAACGAUGACAAUGGAAAUAAAAAUCCCAUACCAUCACAAAUAACGGUCACAUCAUGGAACGACAUGCCGUACUCAGCAAUCGAGAAGCGCAACGGAAAAUGGAUCGGUAAAGGAUACGCAUUUGACAUCUUCAAUUCAAUCUGUUUCAAAUUGAAUAUUACAUACACCAUUAUUCCACCGAAUGAGCAUAUAUUGGGUGACGAGAAAAAUGGUAUUUUGGGUGCGCUAUAUCAAAAAAAAGCAGAUAUAGCCGUUGCAUUUCUUCCGAUAUUACUGGACAUGCGACGAUACUGUGAGUUCAGUACCUCACUGGAUGAAACAAGAAUAACCGCCAUAAUGAAAAGGCCUCAGAUAUCAGCUACUGGUUCAGGUCUUCUUGCACCAUUUGAAGGAACCGUUUGGUUACUAGUUCUAGCAUCUUUACUUUGUAUAGGACCUACUAUUUAUAUUUUUGCUAAAAUCAGCUCCAAGUUGUGGAAUGAUUCAACUUCAAAUCACUUUACUUUAUCCUCCUGCUUCUGGUUUGCUUAUAGCUCCUUCUUGAAGCAAGGAUCAAGCAUUGUUGCUACAACAAAUUCAAUACGAAUAUUGUUUGCUACUUGGUGGAUCUUCAUAUUGAUUUUAACAUCGUUCUACACGGCAAAUCUCACUGCAUUUCUUACAAAACCUCAAUUUACGUUGGCUAUUAGUUCUCUUCACGAUAUUGUUUACAUGGGGUACAACUGGGUUACGUUCAAAGGGAGAGCAAUUGAAUUUCUUCUUUCUCAAGACCAUGAAAAUGACUUGAGUUUAUUAAAUGUGAGCAGACACCGAAGGAAGGGUAUUUUUAAACAGUAUGAUCAAUCAGAGAAUAUUUUAAAUCACGUAGGCCCGAGAAGACUUUUUUUAGCUGAAGCACAUUAUUUGCAAACUGUAUUAUUCCAAAAUUAUAUUAAUAAUACUCGUAGUCAUUUGGACCAUAAUCUCCGUUGCGGCUACGUGAUCAUGCCAGAAGCCAUUUUGAUAACGAAUCGUGCGUUUGCUUUUCCGCAUGGUUCACCUCUGACGAAACAUAUCAAUGCAAUGUUGCUAAGAUUCGUGCAAACCGGUAUUAUUCAACAAAGAAAGGUAAAAAAUCUUCCAUUAGCGGAAAUCUGCCCAGUCGAUCUACGUUCAAACGAUAGAAAAUUGCAAAAUAAUGAUCUUAUUUUAACGUAUAAAGUGGUUAUAGCUGGUUACAUAAUUGCUGCCAUCGUAUUUUUGUUUGAAAUAAUUUAUGCGUUCAUACUGCAUCGAGUGAAAAAUAGUAAAGUGAAACACAAUUCUCAUGUCCGAAGAGAAAAAUCUAAAACCUCUCAAAUUCAAAAAUCUAUGAAUGAUGUCAGUAUGUUAAAAAAGUCCCAGGUGAUGUAUCCAGGUACUGAAAAUCUUAUGCUACAGGCUAAGCAACAAUUUAUCAAUGGAAGACAUUAUUAUGUGAUCACCGAUAAGGAUGGCGAUCGGAGAUUAAUUCCUAUGAGGACUCCAUCCGCUUUUCUAUUUCAAUCUAUAGCUUAAGUGCAUCAAUGUCUAUAUUAUAAAUUGCAUUCGCAAUGAUUAAACAUUUAUUGUAUUCACAAUUAUUAUACAUUAAUAUUUUCUAAUUACGAAUACAACUUUUUUAUUUUUGCGGAAUUUAAUGACAUGUAUAGUCCCUUCAACGGGAAAUCAUUCUCGACUAACUUCAGUAGGUUCGCAUCCUAUACCAUAUAGUACUGUAACUGCGUUUUUCAUUCCGUUGUUCAUAUAUAUGGACAAAGAUAUAAUAAGAAAAAGAACUGCUGAUAUAAUAAAAAUAUACAAAACAAAUCUCUUGUUUUUCUCUCAAUAU